Molecule: messenger RNA, 270 nt
Organism: Heterostelium album PN500
Lineage: Eukaryota; Evosea; Eumycetozoa; Acytosteliales; Acytosteliaceae
Exons: 1
Coding region: 1-270 (89 amino acids)
Source: RefSeq, a predicted model, not a curated record
AUGAAAGAUUAUUUUCAAGAAGAAAUACAACAAAAACAAGAACAAGAAGAAGAAGAAAAAGUUAAUACAAAAGAUAAGAAAUGGUUUAAAAGUAUAUUUCAUUUCAAAAGUAAAGUUAUUAGUAGAACAACAACAAUAAUAAGAUCAACAACAGUAGUGUUAUUGUGGGAAGCUAUGCAGAUAUCGGUAAAAGUUGAUAGAAUCGACUACUUUAAAUACUUUGUUGAAGAACUAAGUCAAAAUAUGGAAGAUAUACUUCCAGAUGUUUGA